AUGGACAAUAGGAAACACCCCAGUUCCUUCCAGCAGCUGGAGAAGUUAGGAGAGGGCACUUACGCUACUGUUUUCAAAGGUAGAAACAGACAGACCGGUGAACUUGUCGCUUUGAAGGAGAUCCACCUCGAUUCCGAAGAAGGUACACCAUCGACUGCGAUCAGAGAAAUUUCGUUGAUGAAAGAGUUGAAACAUGAGAAUAUUGUCAGCUUACACGAUGUCAUACAUACCGAGAAUAAACUCAUGUUGGUUUUUGAACAUAUGGACAAGGACUUGAAGAAAUAUAUGGACACUGCAGGAGACAGAGGAGCUUUACCACCUCCUACGAUCAAAUCAUUCAUGCACCAACUCCUCAAGGGAAUCGAUUUCUGUCAUCAAAAUCGGGUCCUUCACAGAGAUUUAAAGCCCCAAAACCUCCUCAUCAACAUGAAGGGCCAACUCAAACUUGCAGAUUUUGGUCUUGCGCGUGCAUUUGGUAUCCCUGUCAACACUUUCUCCAACGAGGUGGUUACUUUAUGGUACAGAGCACCAGAUGUCCUCCUUGGAAGCCGAACCUACAAUACCAGUAUUGACAUUUGGUCUGCGGGAUGCAUUAUGGCAGAAAUGUAUACUGGACGUCCCUUGUUUCCUGGAACAACCAAUGAGGAUCAGUUGGUACGAAUUUUCAGGAUCAUGGGAACCCCGUCUGAGCGAACAUGGCCUGGAAUCUCUCAAUUUACCGAGUACAAGUCAAACUUUCAGAUGUAUGCAACUCAAGAUCUACGAGUCAUUCUACCUCAAAUUGAUGCGGUUGGUAUCGACCUUCUUCAAAGAAUGUUGCAAUUAAGACCAGAAUUGAGAAUCAGCGCACAUGAUGCUUUAAGCCAUCCAUGGUUCAACGACUUACCAGGAGCAAUGAGACGCCCACAAGUACAACAAGGACAGAUGCCGAUGCAAAGGGGAUAUGCGCCACAAGAGGUUGCCCAAGGAGGUUACCAACAAUAUUGA
Messenger RNA from Botrytis sinoallii, 987 nucleotides. RefSeq lists its product as uncharacterized. The transcript has 2 exons. Gene Ontology annotation, biological process: protein phosphorylation. Gene Ontology annotation, cellular component: nucleus; cytoplasm. NCBI's taxonomy places the organism in Eukaryota, Fungi, Ascomycota, Leotiomycetes, Helotiales, Sclerotiniaceae. Bases 1 to 987 code for a protein of 328 amino acids. The record is from RefSeq and is a predicted model, not a curated record. Gene Ontology annotation, molecular function: cyclin-dependent protein serine/threonine kinase activity; ATP binding.